This is a messenger RNA of Dermatophagoides pteronyssinus (European house dust mite), 1297 nucleotides long. RefSeq names its product activating signal cointegrator 1 complex subunit 3-like. Lineage: Eukaryota; Metazoa; Arthropoda; Arachnida; Sarcoptiformes; Pyroglyphidae. The record is from RefSeq and is a predicted model, not a curated record.
AGAUCACCUGCGAAUUAAGCCUGCCAACGUGCUACCGGAAAAGCUUCGCGAUGUUUUCAAACCGUUUGCGUUUUUCAAUCCGAUGCAAAGCAAGGUCUUUGCGAAAACCUUUGCGUGUGACUGUAAUGUUCUGGUGUCGGCUCCGACUGGCGCCGGUAAGACCGUUAUAUCACUCAUGGCGAUAACGCGACUUUUGCACCAGGAUCCCAACUUUGCAGCGAAGCACAUGUCUGUGUUUUACAUAGCGCCUUUCAAAUCUCUGGUUAACGAAAUUUCGGAGAAACUGCAAAGUUACGUUUCGUGCUGCAGUUUGACUACACGAGCCGUAUCUUCAGACACCAACGCAUUUCAACUUGCAAAGUGCAAUGCUCAUAUUGUAGUGACUGUUCCAGAGAAAUUUGAUGUGAUGUUGAUUAACAAUGCGCAACUCUUGACUUCAAUUCGACUAGUUAUUCUUGAUGAGAUUCACAUUGUAGGCCAGGACCGAGGACACGUUAUCGAAUCGAUCGUCAACGCGAUAAAAAGACACAAUAGAUCCGGGCCGGCCAAAGUGAGACUCGUAGUUCUGAGUGCCACUCUCCCCAACUACAAAGCUGUCGGCUCGUGGCUCGAUGUGCCGCAAAGUUCAAUUUUUCACUUCGACGACUCUUACCGCAGUGUGAGUUUGCAGCGAUUUUUGUACGGCAUAAGCGACUCACUGCGCGAUAAAGCUGCAGCUUCCGUCAAGAACCAGUUAGUUUUCGAGGAAAGCUUGCUGAGCAUCAAACAGAAAAAACAAGUUUUGUGUUUUGUUUUCUCACGCCAGGGAACAGUUUGUCUCGCGAAUGAGCUGCUGAGUCGGUACAAGAGCAACAGUUUGACUUCGUUGCUCGUUAACAGUAACACUUCAAGGACACUGUCGUCGCGACUAAAACUGUUAGCCUCGGCCGAAGUCCGCACUUUGUUCCAAGCGGGAAUUGGCGUGCACCAUGCCGGUCUCAGCAGCAAGGAAAGGAAAUGCAUUGAGAAAUCUUUUAUGGACGGUUCGCUGCAGCUCUUGGUCUCAACUUCAACAUUAGCGUGGGGAGUGAAUCUGCCAGCGCACCGCGUGAUUAUUGCUUCCACGCAGAUCACUGACCCAGACACAGGCGUUGCGCGCGACGUGUCAUUGCUGGACAUUCUUCAGAUGUUCGGACGCGCUGGCAGACCUGACUAUGGGUCGGAGGGCGUUGCGGUGAUCAUGACUGCGAUGAGUAAGGUGGACCAGUACGUCGCUCAGUUGACGUGGUGGAGUGCCGAACCGUAUACGAAUUGCUAG